Molecule: messenger RNA, 1551 nt
Organism: Mangifera indica (mango)
Lineage: Eukaryota; Viridiplantae; Streptophyta; Magnoliopsida; Sapindales; Anacardiaceae
Product: deoxyhypusine synthase-like
Exons: 7
Coding region: 142-1242 (366 amino acids)
Biological process (GO): peptidyl-hypusine biosynthetic process
Cellular component (GO): cytoplasm
Molecular function (GO): deoxyhypusine synthase activity
Source: RefSeq, a predicted model, not a curated record
CGGUCUUGUAUUACUCGCACAUUCAAAAAGCUUCGACAUUAACGACUGUUAGUAUAUAAAUUGCCACAAAUAUCUCAGGUUCAUCAUCUUUCUUCAAGGUCUUGCGUAUAUUUGCUGUUUGAUUUCUGUUUUGUGUUUAAAAUGGGAUCGAAUGGAAUCGGACGUCUGGAAGCUGCACGUUUAGCUGUUUUUAAGCCAUCAGAAAAUCUGGAAGGCAAGAGCGUUAGGAUAAUGGGUUAUGAUUUCAACCAGGGAGUGGACUACUCUCAGCUUCUCAAAUCCAUGGUCUCUACUGGGUUUCAAGCUUCGAAUCUUGGAGACGCUUUUGAUAUAGUUAAUCAGAUGCUAGAGUGGAGGCUUUCUGAUGAGAGUAUAGCAGAAAAGUGCAGUGAGAAAGAGAAGGAUGGUGUUUACAGAGAGUCAGUGACAUGCAAAAUAUUUAUGGGUUUUACGUCCAAUCUUAUUUCUUCUGGUGUUAGAGAAUCCAUUCGGUAUCUUGCUCAGCAUCGCUUGGUUCACGUAAUGGUGACAACAGCUGGUGGCAUAGAAGAAGAUUUAAUAAAAUGUCUGGCACCAACAUAUAAAGGUGAUUUUUCUCUGCCUGGAGUUCAGUUGAGGUCAAAAGGACUGAACCGCAUCGGCAACUUGUUGGCGCCUAAUGAUAACUACUGCAAAUUCGAAGAUUGGAUUCAACCAAUUUUUGACCAGAUGAUGAAGGAACAAAUUCAAGACAAAGUAAUUUGGACGCCAUCCAAGAUUAUUGCUCGCUUAGGAAAAGAAAUCAAUGAUGAAAGUUCAUACCUUUACUGGGCAUACAAGAAUAACAUCCCAGUGUUCUGUCCUGCCAUAACUGAUGGCUCAAUAGGGGAUAUGUUAUACUUUCAUUCCUUUCGCAGCCCCCCGGGUUUGGUCAUUGACAUAAUGCGAGAUAUCAGAGCCAUGAAUGAUGAAGCUGUCUAUGCCAGUCCGAGGAAAACAGGUAUGAUAAUUCUAGGAGGAGGACUGCCUAAACAUCACAUAUGCAACGCAAAUAUGAUGCGCAAUGGUGCAGAUUUUGCUGUCUACAUUAAUACUGCACAAGAAUUUGAUGGGAGUGAUUCUGGUGCCCAUCCUGACGAGGCUGUAUCUUGGGGAAAAAUUGGAGCCAACGCUAAAACUGUUAAAGUGCACUGUGAUGCUACAAUUGCUUUCCCUCUGCUGGUUGCAGAAAUAUUUGCUCAAAGAAAAAACAAAUCUGUCUAGUCCAAAAGUGUCAACUCAGCAUAUUACCCAUCUGGAAUGAUGAAAUGGAUUGUUCAAUUGUGUAUGCUAGGGCUAUGGAACAUUCAAGUCAUUGUUUUGAGUCAUUUAAUUGCUUGAAUUGAUCUACAUCUGGAGAUAAAUGUUUUAAUUCCUUCUGGUGUUUAAGCUGUGACUUUCUAGUUUCUUUAUUCUCAAAGUCAAUUCAUCUCAUUAUGCCAAGAUCUACAUUAUUACUAAAUGGUUUAAAACUGAUUUAGUGGAUUGUACUUGAAGAACACGAAAUAUAAGCAAUAUGGACCUUUUUCGUUC